GUUCAACGUCGCCCAGAAGACUUCCCCGCGAUCUUCCUCCCAACCACCUCUUUUCCGGUCCGGCGGUUCAAUUUCGCUCACCCGCACAGACGGCAGGAAUAGGAGGGGUGAGGUAUCGACGAUUCCCAUUUGACAGCUGAUAAGGAGGGAAAAUCGCACCAACAUCUACUCACAACUUUCUUACAAAUACUCGAUAUUGUCAAGAACACAAAACGCAACAAUUGGGACAAGAUGGGUUCCCAACCAACAAUAGAUAUGGACUUUGUAGCUCUUCCCAAAAUCGAGCUCCACGCCCACUUAACGGGCAGCAUAAGUCGUCGCAUCCUCCACGACAUCUGGGUCAUCAAACACGAGGCAGGCGAAACGGACCUCGAGGACCCCCUCGUCGUGAUGCCGGACGGCAAACACGACUACGAUCUCACCACCUUCUUCCCUCUCUUCUCAUCCUACAUUUACAACCUCAUCACCGACGUCGACACCCUUCGCAAAGCAACACUCUCCGUCCUGCAAGACUUCCACGCAGACGGCGUAACCUACCUCGAACUCCGCACCACCCCGCGCUCCCUCUCCUCGCCGACCUCCGAACCGCCGUCCGUCUACGUUGCCACCAUCCUCUCCGCGAUAGACGCUUUCGAAGCAUCUCACAGGGAUAACCCAAACGCCAUGCGCACCCGCCUCAUCCUCUCCGUCGACCGCCGCCACACCCCAUCCCAAGCCCACGAAACAGUCCGCCUCGCAGCCUCCUUCCGCGACAGGGGCGUCGUCGGCGUAGAUCUCUGCGGCGACCCGGCCGCCCGCGUCCACACCGCGGGCCAGGACGACGACAACUCGGAAACCAUCUCCAUCUUUCGCCCCGCCUUCGCCGAAGCCCGGACCCUCGGCCUCGGCAUCACGAUCCACUUUGGCGAGGCAGAGUGCUCCGGCCACCCGGCGGAGCUCGCCGAGAUCCUGUCGUGGUCGCCGCGCCGGCUGGGCCACGUGAUCCACCUCGGCGAAGACGUGAAGCGGGAAAUCGCCAAGCGCGGUAUCGGGCUCGAGUUGUGUCUCAGCUGCAACGUCCACGCGGGUAUGGUGACGGGCGGGUUCGAGGGCCAUCACUUUGGGGAGUGGUGGGGCGUAGAAGGGAGCUUGAUAUCUCUAGGCACCGAUGACGUUGGCGUCUUCGGCAGUCCCUUGUCCAACGAGUACAGGCUGGUAGCGGAGCACUUCAAGCUCUCUCGCGACGAGAUCUGCGCCCUCGCCCGACGGGGCAUAGAGACCAUCUUUGCAGACGAGACGGAGAAGGAACGCCUCCGGCAACUAAUGUGGAAACCUGCCGUCACCACUACUGCAGCUGCUGCUCAACAAUAAACAAGUGCCUUAUCCCAUCGAUGAACCGAGUAGACCGAAAAACGAUCCAGCAGAGGGACCUGCGAACGUGUUGAUGGGCCACAUCGGGAGAGCGGUUAUCGACAACUUCGUCACCAAACCUUUCCUGGGAUGGAGAUUUUGGCCCAAUCCGGCGUCUAUCAGAACACCCAAAUUCGAUUUGUUCUCUCUGGUCCUUGCACCGGACCGGUACAAAACCCCGAG
This is a messenger RNA of Colletotrichum scovillei, 1572 nucleotides long. RefSeq names its product adenosine deaminase. Gene Ontology annotation, biological process: adenosine catabolic process; inosine biosynthetic process. NCBI's taxonomy places the organism in Eukaryota, Fungi, Ascomycota, Sordariomycetes, Glomerellales, Glomerellaceae. The record is from RefSeq and is a predicted model, not a curated record. Gene Ontology annotation, molecular function: adenosine deaminase activity. The transcript has 4 exons. The coding region runs from base 232 to 1350 and encodes 372 amino acids.